AAGCCCGCCCUCUCUAGACACAGUUUGGGAAACGGAGCAAAAUCAACUGCAAAACUCGGUUUUACAGCGCGAAACUUCGAAAAGUUGCAAGAUUGACCCCAUGUAAGUGAUACACAAGAGAACCGAUGAAGACAACGUAGGACAGACUUGUGACAAUGAGCAAUAACGACAGGGGAGGAAGCCAAGGUAGGGGGCGUGGCUGGCAGAGGGGACAGGGGAGGGGGCAAGGCAGAGGUGGUACCUACCGAGGCAGAGGACGAGGUGGUGGAUGGAGGGGUUAUAAUGGAAACAGAGGUGGAAGAAACUCCAACUAUUCCACAAAUCGUGGGCCCACCAGCUCCACCCGACACGCUGAUGCUUCCAUAGUUGAGGCUCUUACUCCUUACAAGGGCUGGAGAUACUACUUCAAAGAUGAGGGUUACAGUGAGCAUUCACCAACUGUUGCGAAGGUCAAGGCCUUUGAGAAGUUCUUUAAAUCAAGAAUGAAGGCCUAUGACAAGGAUGAGAUUGAGAGAAAAGGCAGCAUCACCGUAGAUUACAAAGAGCUGAUUGAAGACGAUGAUGUGAGCGAGACGUUACCUGAUCUGAGGACGGACAUCAAAGACCUUCCUGAGAAGACCCUGAACUGCCUUGGAUUAUCCAUACACCAGACACUGACCCGCGAUCUGGAGCAUCAGGCAACCAUGCUCCAACAGCAAGCUACGGGAGAGACAGGACAGCAGGAGGUGGAAGUCCCCUCAAUCCUCGUCAGUGUACCAAUCAUAAGGGCAAGAUUAGUCAAUUAUGAACCAGUCACGCCGCUCAAGAACCUCAAAGCAAAUUACUACGGCAAGUUUGUCACAGUAAGAGGAACUGUUGUCAGAGUGAGCAACAUUAAACCUUUCUGCACUAAGAUGGCGUUUCAGUGCAAUAUGUGUGGAGACAUACAGAUCGUUAAUUUACCCGAGGGGAAAUAUACUUUGCCGACAAAGUGUCUUGCCCCGGGUUGUCGUGGUCGGUCCUUCGCUCCCAAGCAGAGCUCACCCCUGACUGAGACAGUGGACUGGCAAAUGAUAAAAGUACAGGAGAUCAUGAUGGAUGGGCAGAGGGAAUCAGGACGCAUCCCUCGCACCGUGGAGUGUGAACUCACCUGUGAUCUAGUUGACUGCUGUGUUCCUGGAGAUGUGGUCACCAUCGGGGGAGUUGUCAAAGUGUCAAAUAUUGAUGAAGGGCACGGACGUAACAAAGACAAGUGCAUGUUCCUGCUGUACCUGCACGCCAACUCGGUCCAAAACCAGAAGCGUGGCAAGAAGGCUGCUUCGGCUGGUGAAGGCUCCCCCUCUCGCACGGGAAUAGCCAUGGACUUCACCUUGAAGGAGCUGUAUGCCAUUCAGGAGAUACAGGAUCAGAAGAACCUGUUCCGUCUCAUCGUUGGGUCCCUAUGUCCAGCCAUCUACGGUCAUGAAAUGGUCAAGGCGGGUCUGAUCUUGGGCUUGUUUGGAGGAACUCAUAGGUUUGUCAAUGACAAGAACCGUAUACCAGUACGUGGAGAUCCACAUAUUCUUGUGGUCGGUGACCCUGGACUUGGCAAAAGUCAGAUGCUACAGGCAGCAUCUAACGUGGCUCCACGAGGCGUGUAUGUCUGUGGUAACACUACCACCACCUCUGGCUUAACGGUCACCUUAUCCAAAGAAGGAGGGUCUGGGGACUACGCACUGGAGGCUGGUGCCUUGGUGCUUGGAGAUCAAGGUUGCUGUUGUAUCGAUGAGUUUGAUAAGAUGGGCAAUCAGCACCAGGCUCUACUAGAAGCUAUGGAACAGCAAAGUAUCAGCAUUGCCAAAGCUGGUGUGGUGUGCAGCCUUCCUGCAAGAACCUCCAUCUUGGCUGCUGCCAAUCCAGUGGGGGGACACUACAACAAAGCCAAGACAGUGUCUGAAAAUCUCAAGAUGGGCAGUGCACUCUUGUCUAGGUUUGAUCUGGUCUUCAUUCUCCUGGACAAACCUGAUGAGGAGAUGGAUUCUAUGUUAUCGGAGCAUGUCAUGGCCCUCCAUGCAGGCAAGAAAAGAGCUACAGAAGGCGCCCAUUCAUCAAUGGACGCUCAGGCCACCGAUCCAGAACAAACCCAAGCCCUGAGGCUGUGGGAAUCAGACAGGCCUAUAUCGGAGCGUCUCAAGGUUGGCCGGGGUGAAGCCUUCGAUCCGGUCCCACCCCAGCUGAUCAGGAAGUACAUCGCCUACGCUAGGAAGUACGUCCACCCAAAACUGAGCAGUGAGGCCGCCACUGUGCUACAGAACUUCUACCUUGAGCUGAGAAGGCAACACAAGGGACGAGACAGCACCCCAAUCACCACCAGACAACUGGAAUCACUCGUCAGACUGACUGAAGCCAGGGCAAGACUAGAACUCAGGGAGAAGGCAGAACAACAAGAUGCCGAGGAUGUAGUAGAACUCAUGAAGUUCAGUAUGAUUGACACUUAUUCAGACGAGUUUGGGUUUCUGGACUUCCAGCGAUCACAGCACGGCUCUGGCAUGAGUAGCCGCUCCAAGGCCAAACGCUUCAUCGCCGUGUUGAAUAGGGUGGCUGAACAAACCUACAACUCGCUGUUCUCAGUGCAGCAGAUGAGAGACAUAGCAAGGGACGCCAACAUCAGCAUGCCUGACUUUGAAGGCUUCGUCGCCUCUCUCAACAACCAGAACUACCUGCUGAAGAAGGGCCCCAGGGUCUAUCAGCUGCAGACGGCCUCGUGUUGAUGGAGGUGAAUCUUUCCUCAUGUUUUGAAUCUUCCUUCAAGGAACACAGCUCACAAUGCACCACACUUGUACAUGCGUUUCCAACUUGGAACAAGCUGUUUUUUGCAGCACCCUAUUUCAUGAAACUCAUCGUAACUUACGAUGCAUAGCAGCGUCUUAUCCCUACGAUGCGUCGCAGCUGCGACGUGUU
Molecule: messenger RNA, 2919 nt
Organism: Patiria miniata (bat star)
Lineage: Eukaryota; Metazoa; Echinodermata; Asteroidea; Valvatida; Asterinidae
Gene: mcm8
Product: DNA helicase MCM8-like
Exons: 24
Coding region: 156-2729 (857 amino acids)
Biological process (GO): double-strand break repair via homologous recombination
Cellular component (GO): nucleus; MCM complex
Molecular function (GO): single-stranded DNA helicase activity; ATP hydrolysis activity; ATP binding
Source: RefSeq, a predicted model, not a curated record